UUUUAUUAAAUUUUUGAAUGAUCCACCUUGUAUGCACUCUGUAUUUCUUUUACCUAGAAACCUAUUGAUGAAGCUUUAUUGCAUUAACCAAUGGUUUCCAUAAGUAUAGAAUAGAACCUCAGUUCAGUUCAAUUCUGAAAUGACAUCUACACCACCACAUGACUUUGCCCACUCAAUAAUAUAUUUGUUUUUAUACAGUUCUACAGUCAUCAUAAAUAAGUAUGUGUUGUCAGUGCUGUGCUUCACAUACCCCACAAUCUACCAAGGAUGGCAGACCCUCGUAGGAGCAUUACUACUGCGUCUUAUUCUGUACAAGUCCUCCUGGCUCGCCAUGUCUCCAACACCGCUUGACAAACCUGGAUUCAUCUCUCUUUUGCCAUCAUUUCUUUUCUUCGUUGCUGGUAUUGUGGCCAGUUCUAAAGCUCUUGCCAAUAUAAGUGUCGGAAUGUUCCUGUGUCUGCACAACACCCUGUGCUCAGUGCUGUACCUGCUGGAGGUUUUCCCCAGCAUGCGCAGAGAAGGAAAUAUCAGCAAUCCCCCCCCGCAGCUCAAAGCUGUUGCUGAAACUUCCAUUUCACGGAUUGGUGUCCUGGCUGCACUCCUUACGCUCCUCACUGCACUUGCAGCUGUCAUUUCAGACCUUGAAAUAAAUUUCUCCGAGUCUCCUUACCUGUGGCUGAUGGUAUCGCUGUCGUGCGUGGCUGUGCAGCGGCUGCAUUCUAGAAUUGCUGACGCUCGCUACACCGACGUGGACAGGCUCUACUGCUGCUAUGUCUUCAGCGUGGUGGUGCUGGCGCCGGCGUCGCUGUACCUGGAGGAGGCGUUCGAGGUGCUGCAUUUCCCCCACGCGUCCCGCCUGGACUUCAUGGGCGCCUGCCUCUUGGUGGGGGUAUUGGCACUGCUGCUCUCCUUGCACACCAUCAAGUUUCAGACACACCGCCACUUCAGCCGGGUUGACGCAGUAGGACGGCUGGUCACGGCGCUGGUGUCGGUCGUGGUGUUCACGGACGAGACGAGGCAGGCGACCGCGGCGCUGCUGCUCACCAACCUCGGCCUGGGACUGCUCGUGCCUGGCGUGCGCUCCAUCUCACCCGACCCUGCGGACCGCUGGCCCGCCGCGCGCCCGGACCUGCCCGACGACACACAGACGCUGCUGGCGGUCGACACGCAGUCUUGAUGGUCUGAGUCCUGAGUCUUGAUGACCCAAGUCCUGAGUCUUGAUGACCCAAGUCCUGAGUCUUGAUGACCCAAGUCCCGAGUCUUGAUGACCCAAGUCCUGAGUCUUGAUGAUCCGACCUUCUCUUUUAAUGACUUUUUUUUCUGAUUCGUUUACUUUUUUACCAACAAAUAAUUUGUAACUUUGGCGCCAUACUUAUUUCAAUUUCAUUAUUUCAAGUUUUGUAUUAUUCCUGAUAACCAAAGACAAGUACAAUAUGUGGUUCAAUUUAGCCAAUUCUAGAAUUAAUGAUAACCUAAAUGAUAUUUUAAUUUUAUGCUAAGAUUUGAACGUUAUUCUGAAGGUCAAGCUGAUUAUUUCAUUUCAUCUGUCAUGUUCAAUCUUACCAGUCUGAUGGAAAUGUUUUUUUUUUAACUAACCACAGUGUUGAAAAAUGGGCUAAAAAAUUGUGCUCUAAAUGACCAUUUUAUCAAUAUAGACUAUAGAGGCUAUCUUUGUUCAUUUUAUUCCUAAAUUAAUGCCCUUAAACCAGUAUAUGAUUUUUGAUGAAUUAGGAAAGUCCAUCUGACAGUUACAUUCUAUCUCAUUUUCAACUCAAAGAACUCCGUGCCAGAAGAGCUUAAGCUCUUAGCUUUAUUUAAGUCCUCAGCAUCAUGAGCAAAGUGAAGUACUGAAGCUUUGAGAUUUUGUUGAAUUGGUCAUUGGCUUUGAUACCUGGUCAAUACUAGUGCCGCAUGCAAGCUAACGUUUUGUUUCUUAUGUUUGCUAGGCGGGGUUUGGUAUUUUUUAUUAAACAUAAUUUCAUUGUUCGCCAGAUUAUAGCCUAUAUUUUGUAUGUUUUGUCGUUCUUGAGUGGUUUGGCAUACACAAGGGAUAGCGAGGGACGAGCCAAGGGACGUAACAUUUUUUCGCUUUUUCUGCAGUUCUCACUGCGUACAGUGAACUUUGUUAUCUCUCUUUUUGUAAGCAUUACCUUAACAUAAAGUACGAAUUUUCCAAUUUUAUUUCUCAAGUAUGUUCUACUACAUUAUAUUUUCGGUUACCUCGAGACGGUUUUGGUCGGUGACACAUUGAUAUCUUGAAAUAUCUUCCUUAUUUCCACACAUUCUCUCCGCUAUUAAGUUGAUGCCCGUCUCUGCUUUAUAACAGUUUAUGUGACACAAUUAUUAAUUCUUUAAUAUAAUUAGAUGAUUGCGCGUGCUCAUUUAAUAAUAUUUCGCACAUCCCAGUAUCCUGAUUGUAGUAUUUUCAGGGGAUCGUUGAGUGAGCGCUACUCGUAUCAUGGAGACACGCGUUAUUCUCUUGUUCAUUGCCUUUAAAAUCUCAACAAAAUUAAAUUUAAUACAACGAUUUGAAUAAGGAAUACAUUAUUUAUACUGCAAUAUCUUUACAAAUAACGCCUUUUGAUAUAAGACUGGAGGCUGCAGAUGUCAUUUGACUGGCCUUUUUUCUCUAUUAUGAAAAUAAAUUAGCAAUGUUAAGAAACGCGUCAUGUUUAGAGGCCCAUUUCUCCGUCUCGAGCGGAGGAGGAAAGUUGUGGUGUCUGGAAUCUCUUACUGGUUGAUGCCUGCGGAUAUAUUUAUAUCGUUUAUAUUCUACAUAAGUAUUUUUUUAAAGUUUUAUAAUGAUAUUUUUAUAGACCUAUAAAUUCCCAUUGAUAACAAAAUAUUUUGGAUGAGCCAAUUUGUGUGCGUCUGUUGUGACCAAAGUUGUUUCUGCUUCCAACUUUGGUUCUUGGUAAUGUAAUGAAUUGUUAUUAUUAAUAAACAUUUGAGAUCGAAUUCAGCACUUCGUCGCUGACGGUGAGCUUCCCAAUAAUGAAACGAACGACCAACAACUGCCUCAAAUUAUCUACAUUAUUAUUAAGUGCCUUCCUAAUAAUGAAACUAAUAACAAUUGCCUCGCAUUAUCUACAUUAUCAUUAAUUGCCUUCCUAAUAAUGAAACUAAUAACAAUUGCCUCGCAUAAUCUACAUUAUUAAUAAUUGCCUUCCUGAUAAUGAAACUAAUAGCAAUUGCCUCUUCUUUUCCACUUAUAAACACGCCCUCUGCCUGACAUCGCGAUCUUGUUGUCAGACAUUCUGUAGAUUUUUUUGUUUUUAGUUUUAGGUCUCGGAUGUGACGGUGCUGGCCUAAGUUGCUGUCGUGCAUGACAGGCACUCUAUCCUCUCUUCCUUGAUCUUCAUCUUCAAACUUUUUGGAGCCAUGCUCAGCAAUAGGAAAUUUAUUGGACAGAAUUAUCUUUCUUACUAAUAUUUUAGCUGAUCUCAAGGCAUUCAUUUUUGUCUUCCUUCACUUGUUCAUGGAAGCAUCGUUUUUUUUACAUUUCGGUUCUUCAUGUUGUGGUUUUUAGUUCAUUUUUUAUCCUUCAACAACAGAAGAGUUAUUUGUUAUUUCCCACUGUGUGUCUUUUUGUAAAGCAUAUCCUAUGAUUCGGGCAUUUCUGUUGAGAGGCGGUCUUCUAACCAGUCCUUUCGUGUUGUUAUUCCUAGUGAAGUUGAGAUGCUCUUGGCAUUGCCUGUAAUGCCGCUGAUAUUUUCUGGCAUUAACAACAAGCGUCAGCAGCAGCAGCACUGCAAUGGUCUUCCAAUUGACACCAACAUAGAACAGCUUCAAAAGAGAUUAAAUUCUAUAUAUAUUAGAAUUUUCGGAAAUUAGUAUAAGCUACAGGAUUUAAAUUUGAAUUAUAUACAUUCUUUUAUGUUAUGGAUAGACUUGAUAUUAAAGGAUUCUUAACCUGUAUUUAUGUAUUUGUCGGUUUCUCGUUAGAUAGCAAGGGUGAGUAGAACAUGCUUUGGGUUAUCAAGUCAUUUCUAACGUCGGCUGUGUAAAAUCUCGUCACCAAAGUCUUGUUGAAUGUUUCUUUUCUUGGGUUUUUAUUAUGUGGUUUCAUAUUGAGUUGGCCAUAAGUUUAAGUUGCUGUUGUAGUUCUGAGGAAUGCUAAACUUUCGCAAAAACUCUCCUAUAACUUCAACCUGACUAGGUGCCUACAAAAACCUGAGAUGCAACGUUGCUUUUAGAGUUUGAAAUACAAGCAAGUUGCUCGUACUUGUGUCUUUCUAUUGAUGUUUUACCAGUGAAAAACCAACGAUUUUUUUUAUUGUGAUUACUUAUAUUGUGGGUCUGGGAGUGCUGGUGAUUGCGGUAUGGGUGCUACCAAGUUAUACAUGUGCGACGCCAGGCAAACUCUUGUGACAGCGCCGGCUGUUGCCCUCCACUGCUGGACGUACGUGUGAUGAGUUUCUGAUGUGAAAUAGUUUGUGAUGAUCAAACUAUUUCACGAACACUUGCUACGGAUGAGAUGCCAGCCAUGGCAAUUUGAAAUAACAUUUGUACCAAACUUUUUUUAUUAAAGCUUCGAAUUGUAAGGUUAAUGGCGACCAUAUAUAGAGCAUUUGUGGUUGGAAUGAUUUUGAGGUUUAAUUCUACAACUUAUAUAUUGAUCUUCUCUGUUGUAUUAACGGCAAGGCAGUGUUGUGUCUUCCUAUAUGCGCUUUUAGUAUUAGUGGAAACGUGUGAUAAUCUGCUCUCUUUAUAUUAUUUAAAGAUGGUGUGCAGGAAAGCCCUCAUGUUAAAUAUGCAAUUGGUUGGGUAAUUUUUAAGUAUAUUUGUAUACCAAGGUCGUGUCGUGUAAGGUUUCUUUACAUCAUUACUUAUAUUAUCUGUCUGCUUAUAUCGCAAGUUCACAAGGAAUUGAAAAUCAAAGAAAACGCCAAGCAAAUUCGCCAUUUCGAUCAAUCGAAUUCACGUUUUCAAUAUCGAAAUGGUGAACUUUCUUUGCUUUUAAAUUCCUUGUUCACAUCAAUAAUAAUCUUCAUUGAGACGUCUAUCCCACUAUCCAGCAGCUCCCUGUUAAAUAUGUCUAUAAGGAAAUCCUAUGCUAUUCUUAUUAGGGUAAAGUAACAGAGUUGCGGCGGUCCUGCCAUGACAUUGCUUCCAUCUAACCUUCGCUUUGCUGUUAACCUCAAUUGGCGUUUGUUGUGUUAUGUCAGUGUAGCUAGAUUAUAUGAACUAGCGGUGUGAGUUUUAGUGACAUUACUGGCACUGAGGUUGGUCACUAUUGCCUGAUGCUGGUUUUUGAGAAGCUUGCGCGACUAUUAUUUUGCUUGCAAUUCUUUACCUGUCAUACUAUCAUUAAUUUCAAUGCACUUUAAUUUGUCAUUGAACAGCAGGAAGUUGAGCCUAUUGGCGCUCAUUUAUCGGAAACCAAAAUGUCGUAUUUUCAUGACGAAAAAUUCUUAUUUGCCGUCAGAUGAGAGUGUUUAAAAUCUGUUAGAUUUUGCUGAAGCUUUCUAUGCUUUGCAAUCAUAAUACAUUUUCUCACUGAAA
Hyalella azteca is the source of this 5505-nucleotide messenger RNA. RefSeq names its product transmembrane protein 241. The record is from RefSeq and is a predicted model, not a curated record. Lineage: Eukaryota; Metazoa; Arthropoda; Malacostraca; Amphipoda; Hyalellidae. The coding region runs from base 140 to 1177 and encodes 345 amino acids. The transcript has 7 exons.